Molecule: messenger RNA, 2971 nt
Organism: Frieseomelitta varia
Lineage: Eukaryota; Metazoa; Arthropoda; Insecta; Hymenoptera; Apidae
Exons: 5
Coding region: 761-2458 (565 amino acids)
Source: RefSeq, a predicted model, not a curated record
AUUGUCGAGGGUAGAAAACGUUAGAAGGAACGUACUAUAUACGAAAGGACCCCCACCCUCGGUAUGUGACACCAAGUUUUAUAUUAUGUGAACCCUCUGACAACCCCUCAGGUAAUACGUCGCAUAUACACACGCGUGUGCGGUGGUAACGCUCGAAGAAACGCCCUUCGUGCAUCUGCUCUUCAGGAAGCUCGUGUGGCAGUUCGUUGGAAGCAACCGUACCGUACAGAUCGAACGCAUUUCAACAUCGGACUUUGCCCCCGCAACAGAGACUCGGCCAGUUUCUCACGCCAAAGUGAAGACAAAUUUUCCACAGUAGCGGUGUAUCGAAGAAAUAAUGGAAAAAGUUUGAAAGUCAGUGUGUUUCGCGACUGUUGUGAAACGGAACAGAAAGAAGAAAAUGUGCAAGGUACACCGCACUUCCACGAAAGAUAUCGCCUCGCCGCCUGUACAAACGGUAACAUUCUCCCUCGAAACUUGGACAUCGCCAACCUACGUCAGCAACGUUUUCCUGAUUGUCGUCAAUCGGAAAAAUAAAUAAGUGGCAGAAUAAAAUAAAAUUCUUCGGAAACCACGAGAACCCACGUUCUAAAUGUGCGCAGAGAUCUUCGCGCGUGUCUCAAUAAAGUUUACUCGCUCAACGAAUUACUAAAACAUCGGACACCGAGUAAAGACUCUGAGACCAAUAAACGAGCAAUCUCCAAACCCCAAUCUCCAGAAACUUUGAUGAAAAUUGAACGAAACUAUCCGAGACGAUAAAAUGAUGGCUCAAACGACAGAACCGAGUCCGGUGCACUGUUACACGAAUCCCUCGUUCUGCCGACAAUCGGAAUACAUACCGGAAGACCAAACUUCUGAUCUACCGCCGCCGCCUCAUUUCCAAAACAAUGACGAGCUACCACCACCGCCUCCGCCGUUGCAGUUGCAGUACAACGGUGGUCAAAGCAACCCCGCGUUUCAAGAACCAGGCGUGGAGGGUAGGAUCGAGAACACGGAUAGCAGAGACAGAUACUGUUACCUCGAGGCUAACAGCAAUUCCACGCAUCGAAGGUAUGGAAGCGUUCCGGUGGAUGGACAUCGCGCGAUGUACAAUCAAAGUUCAAGGUACGAGUACAUACAGGACGAACAGAGGGGUCAGAUACAGAGGAGGGGUUCGCUGAGGUACGAGUUCAUUCCACACCAGCAGGUGCAACAACGUUCUGCACCGGUGACCAACCAAGACGACGGGCGGGAACUGCAGAUGCAAAAUUGUCGGAACAACAGCGGAAGAUACGCCGUUGUACCGGGUGAUCCGGAUUAUCAGGACGAGGAGACCGCGUGGAACACGUCGCAGCGUGUUUCUACGACGCGGAGGCAUAUCAACACGCCACAGGGUCGUUACGCUAGAGUGCCGUUGCAAGAAGAAGACCCUCCAGCUCUGCCGGAACGAAACGCCCAAGAACUAUCGGUUUCCCCGAGAAACAAUUUAGCUACACAAAAACUGCACGAGAUAUUGACCACUCCGAGGAAGCCUCGAUCCAGAUCCGAAGAGAGAACUCUAUCCCCAAAGAGACAACAUUCGUUCAAUCAAACCGGCACCCCACAAAGAAGAGCACUCACUCCGGGUGGUUCCCCAACUGGUCGAACAUUUAGUCCUACGCGUUCCACGCCUCAAGGAACACCACACAAUCGUACAUACUCCAUGGGACCUCAAACUUCCACCCCUAACAAAGAGCCAUCGGCGCGAAGGUGCUUGCCAUUAUUAGAAAACCCGUCUCGACAGCAGGAUGUCUGUCCAGCCAGCAACUGUGGGAGACUACGAUACAUUGGCACGGCUCCGGUUGACCUUGUAACGAUGGGUCAUGGUGACCCACCGCCUCGUUACGCGUACUUGGAAAAUGGACCAGAAUCUAUGCCAAUGGUAUCCGGUUCACCAAAGUAUCAAGUGAUACCAGCAGGACAGAAAAGAAACGCGUACCAAAGCAUAGAAAGUGCCUUUAUCGCUAGAACCGCAGUGGUUCCACCACUGUCACCACCGAACAGUGACGCAAAUACAACCUUGGCUAGCGGUUUGGAGAAGAACGACAGAAGAAACGCACCGCUCUUGUUGGUCUUGGUUGGUAUUUUAACAUGCGGUUUGGCUUUGUACUUGUCUUGGACGCAAGGAAGAAGAUAUUAUUACGACAGUGCAGCAGGUUGCGGGGCCUGCUGCGCCCUAGCUGGCGCUUGUAGAACAUUAAGAAAGACUUGGACAGGACUUGGACUCGCAGGAUUGUCGGCACUAAGCUGUGCAGGACUUCUGUUACUCGCUGCCAAAUCUCCCAAAUCUGGCACCCCUCUGCACGAUGUCACGGCUGGUGCUUUGUGCGGAGUUUCCCUCUUGGGUGCUAUUUUGGCGCUAAUCGCGCUUUUGUCACCAAGGUGCAAUUUAGGACGACACAGAAGAGUGCAUUCUUGGAUUCCUCGACUGUCACCCUGACUCUUACAUUCAGCUUGUCUCUUGCGUUCUUGAAAUGUAUAGAAUACGACACACCUCACGUAUUUGGGUGUAUAAAUUGUUUAAUGCAAGAAUGAUGGAGGUGAAAACAAUUAAUUGCUAAUAAUGAAAUAAAUUAAAGGUUCUAUACAAUACAAUGCAAUAAUGUUAAAGAAUAUUAAACAUGUUAUAAAUUAAUUAAUCUAUAUCUCCAGCUAGUUCAAGUAAAAAUGUCUCAAUUCAAGUUUAAGACACGUACACAGUGUGACAAGAUAUCUGAAAAUUGCCAAAAAUUCGUGAGAUGUGUCUUAUUAUAUACAAUUACUAUUAACUUUUACACAAUGAAAUGUUGUCUGAUCAGACAUUGAAAUCCUAGUCUGCUGUUUCAUCGACGGUAUGAAUGAUUAUAUAGAAGUAAUGUUGAGGGAGUGUAAUGUAAGAAAACAAUUUAUGCUCAUGAUGUAUUAUCAUCAGACUGCGAAUGUUUACGCGUUUUUAAAUUUUUAUAAAUCAAAC